GACAGGGCUUAGCUCCUUUGAAAACAUUUUGUUUUAGUCAUGCUCGAAGCUAGGCUCCUAAAGGUUUCACAUUAGGGUGAAGCCUCGUCACCUCAGACAGGCUCUCUAGCAGCAGGCCCCCUCGGGGUGACUAGAUGUGCUGUGGGGGAGAAGAGAGAGACAUAGCAAUAGAAAAGUGCGGGAAAGAGGGGCAGAGAAGCAGCAGCCCUACACGUGUGGGGAGAAGCAGGAAAAGGAGUCUAGCCCUGGAAAGAGAGGGGGAAACGAGGAGGCAAAAAGCCUCCGAAGGUGCAGUGGGGAAGGGGAGGGACACAGCCCUGGAAGUAUUGGGGGGGGGGGGAAUGGGGUCGGUCUCUGCAACAGAGCUCCCUCCGAUGCCCCCAUCACACGCACUGUAUAUUUUCUGGCUGACUACUGGGGGCGGGGAGGGAGAUUACAGCUGUAGCCUCCUUCCCUCCCCCUUUACUGGGUUUGCUCCUGAGCCCUUCUCUGCUCUGGCCCCCCGUGCCAGGAGGCAGCACUGAGGGGGAGGAGGAAAAGCUACAGCGGUUGAGAAGGGCGGGCAGUUCAAAUCCAAGCGAGGGAAACCCACAGCAGCCGCAUGCGGGGAACUGGUGCUGGCUAGAGGCGGCGGCUCCUCUCCAGGGCAACGCGCUGGGGCGGGGGGCGAGAAACGCUCGGCGCUGCCGCAGCCGGAGGCAGGGAGUAGCGCCCCGCGGGGCAGCAGGGUCGGUGUCCCUCACUGCUCCCAGUCCGGCCUGUAGCAUGUUGUUAACUUCAGUCCCCAUCGCUCAGCCCCAUUGACCCCCUCGCAGAAGCCCCAUUAUUGUGGGGGCAGAGAUUGCCCUUUGCCCACUGAAUUGCCGGAGAAGGAUGCGGGGGUGAAGCUGCUGCCUUCCUGGGGCCCGUCAUUCAAGGUGACUGAGAGUCCUACAGGUGUUAUUCCUUAGGUGGUUGGUCUAGUCAAUUAGCCUCGUUGCACUAACUGCGGAGGUUACCGCUAAUAAACACAUAGAGUAAUUGGUUAAAUUAGUUGUUUUGUGACUUGAACGGAUUUUGCCUCCGAGCUGCCCUAAUACCUUGGGAAUGCAUUGAUUUAGUUUUGCUCCUGCCUUCGCCUUGCCCUGGGACGCUGGGUAAACCCCCAGUCAAGUAACACGGCGGCUGUUCGCAUCAGAUAGCGCUUCCUCAGCCCAGGAUCUCGCAUUGCGUCACAACGCUGGAAUCAGAGAAAUUCCAAGUGAAAGAUGUCAGAAAGUCGCUCAGUGCUGUCUAUUCUUAAAAGAGGCAGGUUGACUUCUCCCAGCAACAAUGUGAAAUACUCCAGCUUUAGAGACUCCUGUUCCACCUCCAUAUUUCAUGAUCGUGGAAAAGAUCCUAACUUUGAUCAUACUGAUGCAGAACAUAAAGAUGAACUGAGCACAAGAUGUCUAUCAUUACUACAUGAGUAUUCUGAACAUUCACACCCUAAUUUAGUAAUUCCAGUGUUGUCUCCCAUUGAAAAUGAAAAUAAUUCUAUCUCCUUAUCUGAAAGAAAAGAGGCAAAUGUAACUACAGAUUUUUUGGAAACUCCUAAAGUAAGUAAAAAAGACUCAUCACUGCGUAGGAGACUGCUUCUGUCUAAAACUGCUUUGGGAGGCACUGUAGGAUUCUUUGAAAGACAAGUCAAUUCUUCAGAUUGCAGUAGGAAAAAAACAUCUUGUGUUCUCAGUUUUGAAGAAAAACUUUCAAAAAGUUCUUCGUGUUCCCCAAGAGAUAACACUUACAAACCUCUAGCUACUAGCACUUUAAAAACUGAGGAAUCUAGUCCUGCUUGCCAAAAGUUGAGGCUUGCCUUCUCACAGCAAAGGACUUCUACAGUAGAUGAUACCAAAUGUAAAAACAACUUCUUGUCAGAACCUGAAUGUUUAUCUCCAAUUCACCAUAAUACUUCUAAGGACACUAUUAUUGACAAGACUCCUAAUGAGCUUAGUGAUGAAAGCACCUCUCUGGAAUUGCUUAGAACCCCUACAUGUUGUAUGUUGUCUGAGACGAAUGAGGAUAAAUUUCUGACUCCAGUCAGCAACCUAAUAGCAGAUUUUAACUUUGAUUUACUUGACGUAAAUACUCCCCCUACUCAUGUGGUAAGUGACUUGGAGCUUUCAGUGCCUGAAGACAGUGGAUUUAAUUCCCUUGGCUUAGAUAAAUCAGAAGAUUCCUCUUCAGAUCAUGAGGGAUCGUUCCAAGAACUCCUUCAAAAACAGAAGGAAGUUUCCAAAUUUCUGGAUGCUAAAAGAAAGUCAAGAAAACUAGACCGAGUGAGGAGGUUAUCCACCCUUCGGGAACGGGGUUCGCAGUCUGAGACAGAGGAAGACUAUAAUAUUAUGCUAAUUAAUUCAGAAUAUAAAUUAAAAAUAGCAAGAGACUCUGCCAGUGAAGACAGUGGAUUGGUUUUUAAUGAGGAGAAUAGUGGAGAUUUGGUUCUAAAUCUUGGGGAUUUAUCAAGAACACCUGCUUUACAAGUAGUUUGUGAAAUCUUGCGAAGCAAAAGAAAAAAACCAGAGCAAAAUGGACUCUUGGAGAACACUGAGAGAGCUGAAAUGUCUGUAUUAGAAUAUAUUCUUGCUGGACUCAUAGGCAAGAAAAUGGGCCUUGAAAAAUUAGAUAUUUUAACAGAAUUAAAAUACAGAGAUUUAAAGCAUAUUCUUGCUAUAGUUUUAGGUGCUUUGACUGUGGAAAGCCUAUGCAGUAUUUGGAAAGUAAGCAAGAACUGGCGUGAAAUUGUUAUACAAGACAAAAAUGCAUAUCUCAGGAGAAAGCUGUACAUAAAACAGCUGAAGGCGGAAGCUGGGGGAUGUCUCUUGCAUGUUGAAGAUGCUGCCACAAGACUUAAUAUUCUAAGAAGAUCUGCUCUAAGACCUGUUCAAGCUCAAGCUAAAACUGCUGUGUUACAAACAUCACCUUAUUGCAAUGAGCUUUUAACACCUACAGGUUGCAGUUCUGUUCCCCAGUCAACUAGUAAACAGGAAGAGUACCUUAAGAUUGCCAAAACCCUUUUUAUUGAUGAAGCUUUAAAACCUUGUCCAAGAUGUCAGUGCCCAGCUAAGUAUCAGCCCUUAAAGAAAAGGGGACUAUGUAGCCGAGAAGCCUGUGCGUUUGACUUUUGUAUUUUGUGUUUGUGCACCUUCCACGGGUCUAAAGAAUGCAGUAGUGCAUCUGCAAAGCAGCGAAAUAAAAAAGAUGCUCUUCCAGGAAGUGCCCAAAGCAAGAGAAAUUUAAAACGACUCUAAAGUUAUAAGGAACAUAGGUUUCCCUACUCUGUCUCUGAUUUUGUCUAUCUUUUUAUUAAUUAUGCAUAUUUUGAAAGUAAUAUUGUCAUUUUGCCCAGUAAUUAAGCUGAUUUCUCAUGUACAUAUCUUAAAUUAACUUAGUGUAUUUUUGAUAAGUUUUUGAAAAAAGGGAAAAAAUUUUUAAACUUUUAAUGUCUCAUUUUACCCGUCAUGUAGCCAGACUCUUUCAACUUCUUAAUUUUUCAAUAAAGUACUUUCAAUAUAGUCUUCAAUAUCUAUUUUACAACAUCACUUGAAAAUUUAAAGUUGUGAUUCUUGUCUCAAUGGCAAAUUAAAGAGAAUGAAUCAUUAAAACUUUCUUUUCUAUAGGUUUUGUUAUGAGACAUUUUUAAAACUAGUCUUUAAAAACAUGCUAUGAUGAAGCAUUAGAGAAGUGCUGACUCAGAGGAAAUACUACCACCUCGUCAUUCGACGAUGCUGCUAAAAUAGAAUAUUAGAUUUUUUUUUUAAAGCCAGAUAGGACCAUUAUGAUUUAGUUUUAUCUCCUGUAUUACACAGGCUGAAGAACCCUACCCAGUAACUUCUGCACUACUUUCUGGUUGAGCGCUAUAACUUUUUUUUUUUUUUUUUUUUUUUUUUUUUUUUUUUUUUUUAAGAAAGAUAUCCAGUCUGGCUUGAAAGAUUUCUGGUGAUGGAGAAUCCACCACAUCCACCUAUGUAGUUGUUCUGGAGGCUAAGUACCCUUAUUGUUUUAAAAAUAUGCACCUUAUUUCUAGCCUGAAUUUUUUUAAAAUCGGCUUCUAUACAUUGGACUUUGUUAUGCCUUUUUCUGCUAAUGAGCCAUCUUUCGGAGUUUCAGGGUUAGCUGUACCUUAGCACACCCCUUGCCCCCAGUCUUCCUCAAGGGCACCCACUUAAGGUUUCAGGCUCUUAGCUGUAACCUCUGUUGGGCAGAGACCUGCAUCUCUCUCCCUCAAGACUGGGCAUGUAGGCUUGCAGUUCUUACAGUCCCACUUCUGCACCUCACUGUGAUUUCCCCAGAAGGUCUGACUGGGAACUGGCACCGUGGUUAACCUUUCUCCAGGGAUUGCAACAGUGUAUACCAGUUACUAACCAGCCUUCUUUAAAUAUGUUGGGAGCAAGAGACAGACAAAGGAAAGCAUAGAUCCUCUGCUUAGCGGGGAAGGAGAGCUAAUAAUGAAAUCAACAAGGCUGAGGUGUUUAAUGCCUAUUUUGCUUCAGUCUUCACUAAAAAGGUUAAUGAUGACCAGAUACUCAGCACAAUUAAUACUAACAACAAGGAGGAAGGAAUGCAAGCCAAAAUAAGGGAAAAAACAGGCUAAAGAAUAUUUAGAUGAGUUAAGUGUAUUCAAGUUAGCAGGGCCUGAUUAAAUUAAUCCUAGGGUGCUUAAAGAACUAGCUGAGGCAAACUCAGAACCAUUAGCAAUUAUCUUUGAGAACUCAUGGAGGUUGGAUAGGGUCCCAGAGGACUGGAGAAAGGCAAACAUAGUACCAGGGUUUUUUUUGUUUUGUUUUGUUUUUUUUAAGGGUACAAAA
Molecule: messenger RNA, 4826 nt
Organism: Dermochelys coriacea (leatherback sea turtle)
Lineage: Eukaryota; Metazoa; Chordata; Testudines; Dermochelyidae
Gene: FBXO43
Product: F-box protein 43
Exons: 5
Coding region: 1248-3269 (673 amino acids)
Biological process (GO): regulation of mitotic nuclear division; negative regulation of meiotic nuclear division
Cellular component (GO): nucleus
Source: RefSeq, a predicted model, not a curated record